Messenger RNA from Marmota flaviventris (yellow-bellied marmot), 1227 nucleotides. It is a transcript of the gene Socs1, whose product is annotated as suppressor of cytokine signaling 1. Lineage: Eukaryota; Metazoa; Chordata; Mammalia; Rodentia; Sciuridae. The record is from RefSeq and is a predicted model, not a curated record. Gene Ontology annotation, biological process: phosphatidylinositol phosphate biosynthetic process; intracellular signal transduction. Gene Ontology annotation, molecular function: 1-phosphatidylinositol-3-kinase regulator activity. Gene Ontology annotation, cellular component: phosphatidylinositol 3-kinase complex.
AGCUGCGGCCGUGGCAGCUGCACGGCUCCCGGCCCCGGAGCAUGCGCGAGAGCCGCCCCGGAGCCCCCCUGCCGCCCCGCCUGCGGCGCCCCGCGCCCCGCCGCCAGCGCACCCCUGGACGCUAUGGCCCACCCCUCCGGCUGGCCCCUCGUGUAGGAUGGUAGCACACAACCAGGUGGCAGCCGACAAUGCAAUCUCCACGGCAGCCGAGUCCCGACGGCGUCCAGAGCCUGCGUCCUCUUCCUCCUCCUCCUCCUCCUCGUCAGCGGCCCCAGCGCGCCCGCGGCCCGGCCCGGCCCCGGCCCCGGCCCCCGGCGACACUCAUUUCCGCACGUUCCGCUCGCACGCCGAUUACCGGCGCAUCACGCGCGCCAGCGCGCUCCUCGACGCCUGCGGCUUCUACUGGGGACCCCUGAGCGUGCACGGGGCGCACGAGCGGCUGCGCGCUGAGCCGGUGGGCACCUUCCUGGUGCGCGACAGCCGCCAGCGGAACUGCUUCUUCGCCCUCAGCGUGAAGAUGGCCUCGGGACCCACGAGUAUCCGUGUGCACUUCCAGGCCGGCCGCUUCCACCUGGACGGCAGCCGCGAGAGCUUCGACUGCCUCUUUGAGCUGCUGGAGCACUACGUGGCCGCGCCGCGCCGCAUGCUGGGGGCCCCGCUGCGACAGCGCCGCGUGCGGCCGCUGCAGGAGCUGUGCCGCCAGCGCAUCGUGGCCACCGUGGGCCGAGAGAACCUGGCGCGCAUCCCCCUCAACCCCGUGCUCCGUGACUACCUGAGCUCCUUCCCCUUCCAGAUCUGACCGGCCGCGCCCGCCCGCAGGCAGCAUUAACUGGGCGCCUUAUUAUUUUCUAUUAUUAAUUAUUAUUAUUUGCCUGGAACCGUAUGGGUGCCCUCCCCGCCUGGGUUGGAGGGAGUGGGUGUGGGGGCGAGGAGCCUCCCGCUCUCGGCUGGAGACAAGGCCGCAGACCCCUCCCCACCUGUUGGGGGGCGCUCCUCCUCCUGGUGCUCCCUCUGGGUCCCCCAGCUUAACUUAACUGUCUGAAGCCAGGACCUGAACUCGCACCUCCUACCUCUUCAUGUUUACAUAUAUGUAUCUUUGCACAAACCAGGGGUUGGGGGAGGGUCUCUGGCUUUAUUUUUCUGCUGUGCAGAAUCCUAUUUUAUAUUUUUUACAGCCACUUUAGAUAAUAAACUUUAUUAUGAAAGUUUUUUUUUUAAAAAAGAAAA